This is a messenger RNA of Zasmidium cellare ATCC 36951, 588 nucleotides long. RefSeq lists its product as uncharacterized. The transcript is spliced from 2 exons. The record is from RefSeq and is a predicted model, not a curated record. Bases 1 to 588 code for a protein of 195 amino acids. Lineage: Eukaryota; Fungi; Ascomycota; Dothideomycetes; Mycosphaerellales; Mycosphaerellaceae.
AUGGCUGCAGGCGCACAGCGCGAACUAACACAUGACGAACUAUGGGACGACUCCGCGCUCGUCGAGUCGUGGAAUGAAGCUCUCGAAGAAUACCAGGUCCGCACCAUCAUCUAUCCUCGAAGUCCAAAACAAGACACUAACAGCCAGGAACAGAAAUACCACUCUCUCGCCGCCCGCGGCGAAAAAGUCCCUGUAAUCGACAUCCCGCCCAAGCGACCCGCACCGCCCUCGAAAGCCGCUGCGAUGCUGAACGGGACCCGUCCAGCGCCACAAGCUCGUAAAGAGACCCCCGAGGAUGUUGGACCGUCGCCGAUGACCACCCUGCCAGGGAAUUUCAUAGGUCCUGCUGCACCGCCGAAGUCAUCGACUGCACCCGCAGCUGCUUCUACACCAAAUGUGCCGGCUUACCUGGCGGGUUUGCCGCAAGCGAUGAUCGGAGCCACUAUCCAAGACGAGAACUUGAAGAACAUGAUGCUGUCUUGGUAUUAUGCAGGCUAUCACAUGGGUUUGUACGAGGGCCAGCAGAGGGCUUGGGCGCAAAUGCAGGAGGCACAGGGCGAGCAGCAGCAAGGCGAGGAGGCUGGUUGA